AUGGGAAAACUGGCCUGUUGCAUCACUUGUCGUACAUUCAACUCAGACAGACUGACAACAGAGUCAGGUUCUGCGGCAACUGCUUUUAUGUCAGGUGUGAAAGGGCCUCAUAAAACUGUCGGUAUCACGGGAACAGUGAAGUGCUGUGAAUGUAUUGAGUUAAAAGAAGUUGAAAGAGCGAAAUCUUCUCUCAUGUAUGCCUCUAAAGCAGGAUUUUCCACUGGAAUAGUAACAACUACGAGGGUUACUCAUGCAACACCUGCAGCAGCAUAUGCCAAUGUCUUACAUCGAAAGUGGGAGUCGGUAGGACCAUCAAACAAGCGCGGAUUCCACUGCGUAGACGCUGCUGCACAACUACUGACAAACGCUUCUCACGUCAACGUCAUAAUGGGAGGAGGGGCAGCCGAAUUCUAUGGUCCGUCAGACAAUACCACUUUCAACAUGAAAGGCAAACGCUCUGAUUCACGCAACCUACUACAAGAAUGGAAAGAUAUGCAGGCUGAAAUGAAUCGCAAGCAUGUUCUCUUACAUACAAACGAUGAGUUUAAACGAACCGACUGGUCUUCGAUUGACUACGUUUUGGGUUUGUUUGCUUCGAAUCAUUUGGCUUAUCAACUGGAAAACCAAGACCAACCAAGUUUAGCAGAAAUGACAGAAGCUGCUAUCAAAGUACUUUCUCGUAAUCCUAAAGGAUUUCUUUUGUUAGUGGAAGGAGGUAAAAUUGAUCAUGGGAAUCACGACAAUCGAGCCCAAUACGCGUUAAGUGAAACUUUGGAGCUCGAAAAAGCUGUCGAGAAAGCAUUGUCGCUUGUUGAUCAACAGGAAACACUACUGCUAGUAACAGCUGACCAUUCACAUGCAUAUGGAGUGGUCGGCUAUCCAACAAGGAACACAAGUGUGCUAGAUGUUGAUAAUACUGCAAAAGGAGAUGAUAAUAAAUCAUAUCUCAUAUCUUCCUAUUUCAAUGGGCCAAGAGGUAUAUUGGAUGCACCUCGAUCGGAUCCGGCAACAGAAGAUAGAUUUGCAAGCAACUAUACUGCAGAAUCAUUAGUUAGAUUAGAUAGGGAUUCAUUAAAUGAAUUAUGGAUAUACAAACAUUUAUUUUUGGAUUAG
Molecule: messenger RNA, 1113 nt
Organism: Schistosoma mattheei
Lineage: Eukaryota; Metazoa; Platyhelminthes; Trematoda; Strigeidida; Schistosomatidae
Source: the annotation of a GenBank genome assembly